Messenger RNA from Xyrauchen texanus (razorback sucker), 968 nucleotides. RefSeq names its product iron-sulfur cluster co-chaperone protein HscB-like. NCBI's taxonomy places the organism in Eukaryota, Metazoa, Chordata, Actinopteri, Cypriniformes, Catostomidae. The transcript is spliced from 6 exons. Gene Ontology annotation, cellular component: mitochondrion. Gene Ontology annotation, biological process: protein complex oligomerization; [2Fe-2S] cluster assembly. The coding region runs from base 46 to 867 and encodes 273 amino acids. Gene Ontology annotation, molecular function: protein-folding chaperone binding; ATPase activator activity. The record is from RefSeq and is a predicted model, not a curated record.
AGGAAGUAGCGCAUUGGCAUUUUGUAACGAUUUUUGUGAAUAAGCAUGACAACUCUGCACCGACUGCGUUUGUUUUUAACUCUUCACGGAUUUAAACAUGCAAACAAAGCCAUAUCAAACGGACAAUGUGUUAACAUUACCUCACAUUCAUGUGUCUCUCCAGCACGAGAUCUCAGCUUUCACUGUAAGAACAUAAAGGAUGAUUUUCACUGCACAGCAGCCAAAGGACACUUGCCACUGAACUGCAGUCAGCUGUCAAAGUGUUUCUGCACCAUGUCAGUCAAAAGACUCUGUUGGAACUGUGGAUCUACUGUGGAAUUAUUCUUCUGUUCAUCCUGUAAAGUGAUUCAACCUCCUGAAGACAACACUAAUUAUUUUGACCUCUUGAACUGUGAACAAGCGUUUUCUGUGGACAACCAAAAACUUCAGAAAAGAUUUGUGGAGCUUCAAAGAGUUCUUCAUCCUGACAACUUCUGCCAGAAAUCAUCGAAAGAGCAGGAAUAUUCAGAGAGACAAUCAGCGCUGGUGAACAAAGCUUACAGAAUGCUACAAAAACCUUUGAGUCGGGCUGUCUACAUGCUGAAGCUGCAAGGGAUUUUGCUGGAGGAGGGUACGGAUGCCACCGCGGACCCUCAGUUUCUCUUGGAGAUCAUGGAGAUCAACGAGAGCCUAGAAGAGACGCAGGGCCAGGACGAGAUCAAUGCUAUCGGGCAGUCGGUGCGAGAGAAACUGAAAGACUUGACUGAACAGCUGAAUUCUUCACUGAACAAAGGGGAUCUGCGGACCGCCAAAGACCUCCUGACCCUAAUGAAGUACUUCACAAAUAUAGAGGAAAAGGUGAAAGAGAGACUUGCUGAGGGUUGGUAAGGGAGUGUAAAUAAAUGUAAACUUCCUUAAUUCGUCAGCCACAACUCACUGUAAAAUGUCAUCCUUUUGCUCUGACAUUUUGAUAGCACUUUUUAAUGUUU